ACUCAUGAACUGCUCUCUGUCUGGCCAGGCUCCGGAUGCAGUGAGCUGAAGCAGAACAGGCGCCGCGUGCUCUGCGUGGCUUUGUGUGCAGUGCCGUGCAUCCUUGUUUCGGCGCUGGUGGCCGUGGUAGGUGAGUGUCCCCCGCAUCCCCACGGAGAUGCACAGCCCCCAUCCCACCUCCUGGGCUGCCCACGUGGUGCCCCAAAGCACCUUCUGCUCCAACUCCCGGCCUCUGCAACCGCUCCGAGGGCAUCGCCCCGUGGCCGUGCAUCCCAACCCCACCUCAGCUGCAGGGGAACGUCCUUUGCCUCCCACUUGCCCAACUCUCUCCCUGUCAGUGCUCCAGCGUCCGUCGUGCUCACCUCGCCCACCCUUCUCCCACGUGUGCCCCAACGCCUGGGUCGGUUUCCAAGGGAAAUGCUAUUAUUUCUCGGACACGAAGAGUGAUUGGAACAGCAGCAGGGAGCACUGCCACCGCCUCGGAGCUUCCCUGGCCACCAUAGAGACGGACGAGGAGAUGGAAUUCAUGCUGCGGUACCAGCGCCCAGCAAACUGUUGGAUUGGGCUGCACAGGGCAGAAGGGGCCGAGCACUGGACAUGGGCCAAUGGCAGCGCCUUCAGCAACUGGUUUGAGCUGCGAGGCGGAGGCCGAUGUGCGUACCUGAAUGGGGACAGGAUCAGCUCAGCCCUCUGCCACAAUGAGAAGUUCUGGGUGUGCAGCAGAGCCGACAGCUACAUCCACUGGAGGAAGGAGAAAUACCCAGAAUGACAAAUCCCAUCCACAGCAAGCUCGUGCCAACACUACUGAUCUCUGUGAUGCCAUUGGUGUAUACUGGAAUCUGCCUCUUUCUAGCACCGCUACACUUGUGUUUACAUGGACUCCAGCACUCCUGCAGUUGCUCCUGUAUGGACUCAGCCAGCUGUGCUGCUCGCUGUCUCUCAGGAAACUCAUCUGUUGCACUGUGCCUUAAGGGGGGGUCCUUUGAGGGUCCUUACAGAUCACAGCCCCACGGGACGGUUGGGUGUGCAGCUGACGGUUCUGCACGGUUCUCUCCACUUACACUAUUACCGUCAUCGCUAUUUGGAGGUCUGAAUCUGCGGGAUCCCUUUUGGAGUUCCUAUUUUGGGUGUCCCCUUUUGGGGUCUCCAGUUGGGGUCCUCUUUUUUACGGGUUCCAUUUGAGUUCCCCAUUUUGGGGGCUCCCAUUAUUGACGGGACAAUUAUCUAGUUGUGAUAAUUAUUUCAAUAUCAAUGCUGUUUGAUACCA
Messenger RNA from Gallus gallus (chicken), 1267 nucleotides. RefSeq lists its product as uncharacterized. The transcript has 3 exons. NCBI's taxonomy places the organism in Eukaryota, Metazoa, Chordata, Aves, Galliformes, Phasianidae. The coding region runs from base 158 to 769 and encodes 203 amino acids. The record is from RefSeq and is a predicted model, not a curated record.